UAUACCUGCUCACUUUUACUCCUCCCCCCAAUAAUUGGCUCCUUCCUUCUCCUAACGUCACAGGCAGUAUAUAAAGAAUUGACCUGCAUGCAGAACCUUCUCACUCGAGAGAAAACCCACCAAAGACUGCCAAGAUGAAAGUCAAGGACAUGACAUUCAAGGAAGGGAUGGAGUUUAAGAUCCGUGUCAGGCCGGAUGACAACUGCAACAGCUUUGCAAUCAACAUUGGUCAUGAUUCUGACAACAUCGCACUGCACUUCAACCCUCGCUUUGACAGCGGAGGAGUCCAGAAUAUCAUUGUCUGCAAUUCCUUGUCAGGAGGUUGCUGGGGCGACGAACAGCAUGAGGGAAGCUUCCCCUUUGUGCGUGGGGAGGAAUGCAAGUUUUACAUCAACUUCAACAACGAGCAGUUUUAUAUCAAACUUCCAGAUGGCAGCAUGAUGAACUUCCCCAACCGUCUGGGAGAAGUCAAGUACAAGUUCUUUGACGUCAGCGGCGAUGCAAGAAUUGUGGGAAUCAAGCUCAAGUAGAGGAUAAACUCCUCUCUCGUAAUAUUCUGAUCUGAAUCCCAUCACGUUAUUUGCUGUUUGCAGAAAUAGUCUGUUUCAUGGAGCUGAGCUCAGGCCAGAUCGCUGGUCUUUUAUUAUGCUGAAAAACAAUCGUGCACUGCUUGUAAUGAGAGGGAAAAACCUAAAGAUGGAGCCAAAGCACAUGUUAUUUCACUGCUAUUGCCUUAACAGGUCAUCAAUAAAGCUGACAAAGGAAAAAGCUUGA
Molecule: messenger RNA, 774 nt
Organism: Fundulus heteroclitus (mummichog)
Lineage: Eukaryota; Metazoa; Chordata; Actinopteri; Cyprinodontiformes; Fundulidae
Gene: lgals2b
Product: lectin, galactoside-binding, soluble, 2b
Exons: 4
Coding region: 135-530 (131 amino acids)
Molecular function (GO): laminin binding; galactoside binding; carbohydrate binding
Source: RefSeq, a predicted model, not a curated record